Messenger RNA from Fusarium keratoplasticum, 1833 nucleotides. RefSeq names its product Carboxylic ester hydrolase. The coding region runs from base 1 to 1833 and encodes 610 amino acids. The record is from RefSeq and is a predicted model, not a curated record. The transcript is spliced from 5 exons. NCBI's taxonomy places the organism in Eukaryota, Fungi, Ascomycota, Sordariomycetes, Hypocreales, Nectriaceae.
AUGUCCACCACAGUCGUCACCCCGAAGGUGCCGGAGGUAUCCUCCGAAGAGUCCAGGCGCACAUCCGAUCACUCUGCAGCACCCCCCGAGCAACCACCAGUAAACAGCAAGCCCAAGCGGAAGAGAUGGAUACUCAUUCUUUCCAUUGUCGGUGCUGCCAUCGUAGUGAUAUUGGCGCUGACUCUUGGGUUGUACUUUGGCCUGAAAAAGUCGAGUGGUGGGGGUGGAAGCAAUCAAGAGAGCCAAGAUGGGACUUCAACUGACUCGACCAAGAACGAGACAAAUCAUGCAAUUGAGGACAAUGUCGUUGAUCUGGGCUACUCAAAGUAUCGGGGCAGGGAGCUGGGUAAUGGUAUCACCGUGUUCCUCGGCAUGCGCUUUGCUAAAGCUCCCGUCGACGACCUGCGGUGGCGUGCUCCCGUGGCCCCUGAAUCCACCGAGGGCAUUCAGAGCGCCGAAGAUUAUGGCAAAGUUUGUCCUGGUGUGAAGCAGGGUCUUGGCGGCCAAUACCACGAAGACUGUCUCUUUGUCAACGUCUGGACCCCGGCUACUUCUAACCCCGACAAGAAGCUCCCCGUGAUGGUAUACUUCCAAUCCGGUGGCUACAUCCUAGACUCGGCCCCUUACACCAACGGCACGCAGCUCAUCGAGACUUCGGGCAACAACAUGAUCUUUGUCACCUUCAACUACCGUGUCGGACUCUUUGGUUUCCUCGCUGGAAAAGAUGUCAAGGAAGAUGGGGAUCUUAAUGUUGGUUUGCUUGACCAGCGCAUGGUGUUGAAGUGGAUCCAGGAGCACAUCUCCAAGUUUGGAGGUGAUCCCGACCACGUUGUGAUCCACGGUCAGUCCGCCGGAGCAGGAUCCGUCGCUCUCCACCUCGUCGCCUACAGCGGAAAAGACGAAAGCCUCUUCGCCGGCGUCAUCUCCGAGUCCACCUUCAUGCCUGGCCAGCCUAAAUUCGACGACCUGGAGUACCAAUACGAGGACAUCCUCACCAAAGUUGACUGCCUCGACGCAAAGGACAGGAUGGCCUGCCUGCGCGGCAAGAGCUCAGAGGACCUGCAACAGUUCAACAGGCAGGGUCCUUUCGCAGACCGUACUUAUCCGGCCACAUUCUACUGGGCUCCCUGUACCGACGGCGACAUGUUUCCCGACUAUCCGUCCAAGCUCUAUGAGAGGGGCGACUUUGUCAAGGUGCCGCUUCUGUUCGGUGCCUGUACCAAUGAGGGUUCGAAUUAUGCCGUCAACGCAGGCAGCUCUGCCCAAUUCAUAAGGUUCAUGUUGAAUGAAUACCCCUAUCUCACCGACAACGACACCGAAACCAUCCUCGAUCUAUACCCCCGCGAACCCAGUCUCCCUAAGCACGACAUCUGGUUCCCCUCGGCCUCCCGAGCCUACGGCGAAGUCACUUUCAUCUGUCCGGUCAACAAUAUCCUCAAUGCUGUAGCCGAAAACUACAACAGCACCGACAUCUGGUCGUAUCGCUACAACGUCCAGAUCAAGGACUUUGUCGAAGAAGGCCGAGGUGUCCCCCACGUCGCCAACGCCCCCGCUGUUUUUGGUCCAGAUAUGCUGGCCUCUCGAUCAAGAGCUAGCUACUACACCUACAACGCCCCCAUGGUUCCUAUAAUUAUGAACUACUGGAUCAGCUUCGUCCGCGCUCUGGACCCCAACAAGUACCGUUACGAGGAUACUCCACGCUGGGAGAAUUGGGGUGACGAUCAGCGUCGUCUAGUGUUCGAGUUGGGCAACCUCACAAUGGAAAGCGUCGACAGGGGCGAGAUAGAGCGGUGUGAGGCGUGGUGGGACAUGGGCAACUCGACCAAGCAAUGA